AUGUCACGUACGUCGCCAAAGAUUCACUCACCCAGAUUGCACCAACCACUCCCUGACACGAUCGGUACCACCAUCUUCAUAUCCAACUUGCACUGUCCGUCAUGCGUAGACAGUAUCCGGGAGUCCUUAAGCUCACUCCAACCUGCUCCCGAUUUCAUUUCUCACUCUAUUGUUUCUCAUUCGGUCGUUCUCCGUCACAGUCCAUCCCUUACAGCAAAGGAUAUAUCCGAAUCUCUAGAGGUUGCUGGCUUUGAAGUACACAGCAUUUUCCAAGACAAACACCCAUCGCACGACCUGGUCGAGGUUCGGAACCCAGAGGAGCACGACGCAGAGUGGCAGAACAGUUUGGAGCAGGCUGUUUCACACUGGCAGCACUCUCGUGGC
This is a messenger RNA of Lindgomyces ingoldianus, 384 nucleotides long. RefSeq lists its product as uncharacterized. Gene Ontology annotation, molecular function: metal ion binding. Lineage: Eukaryota; Fungi; Ascomycota; Dothideomycetes; Pleosporales; Lindgomycetaceae. The transcript has a single exon. The annotation marks the transcript as partial. The record is from RefSeq and is a predicted model, not a curated record.